Molecule: messenger RNA, 2336 nt
Organism: Tupaia belangeri chinensis (Chinese tree shrew)
Lineage: Eukaryota; Metazoa; Chordata; Mammalia; Scandentia; Tupaiidae
Gene: PRMT5
Product: protein arginine methyltransferase 5
Exons: 17
Coding region: 37-1950 (637 amino acids)
Biological process (GO): regulation of DNA-templated transcription; peptidyl-arginine N-methylation
Cellular component (GO): nucleus; cytosol
Source: RefSeq, a predicted model, not a curated record
UCAAGGAAUCUCGGCGUGGACAACGCGAGGGAAAAGAUGGCGGCGAUGGCGGUCGGAGCUGCUGGUGGGAGCCGCGUGUCCAGCGGGAGGGACCUGAAUUGUGUCCCCGAAAUCGCUGACACGCUGGGAGCUGUGGCUAAGCAGGGGUUUGAUUUCCUCUGCAUGCCUGUCUUCCACCCGCGUUUCAAGAGGGAGUUCACUCAGGAACCUGCUAAGAAUCGGCCCGGCCCCCAGACACGAUCAGACCUACUGCUGUCAGGAAGGGACUGGAAUACGCUAAUUGUGGGAAAGCUUUCUCCAUGGAUUCGGCCGGACUCAAAAGUGGAGAAGAUCCGCAGGAACUCUGAGGCGGCCAUGUUACAGGAAUUGAAUUUUGGGGCAUAUCUGGGGCUUCCAGCUUUCUUGCUACCCCUUAAUCAGGAAGAUAACACAAACCUGGCUAGAGUUCUGACCAACCACAUCCACACUGGCCAUCACUCCUCCAUGUUCUGGAUGCGGGUACCCUUGGUGGCACCAGAGGACCUGAGAGAUGAUAUCAUUGAGAAUGCACCAGCUACACACACGGAGGAGUACAGUGGGGAGGAGAAGACUUGGAUGUGGUGGCACAACUUCCGGACUUUGUGUGACUAUAGUAAGAGGAUUGCGGUGGCUCUUGAAAUUGGUGCUGACCUCCCAUCUAAUCAUGUCAUUGAUCGUUGGCUUGGGGAGCCCAUCAAAGCAGCUAUUCUCCCCACCAGCAUUUUCCUGACCAAUAAGAAGGGAUUUCCUGUUCUUUCUAAGAUGCACCAGAGGCUGAUCUUCCGGCUCCUCAAGUUGGAAGUACAGUUCAUCAUCACAGGCACCAACCACCAUUCAGAGAAGGAGUUCUGUUCCUAUCUCCAGUACUUGGAAUACUUAAGCCAGAACCGCCCUCCACCUAAUGCCUACGAACUUUUUGCCAAGGGCUAUGAAGACUAUCUGCAGUCCCCGCUCCAGCCACUGAUGGACAAUCUGGAAUCUCAGACAUACGAAGUAUUUGAAAAGGACCCCAUCAAAUAUUCUCAGUACCAGCAGGCCAUCUACAAAUGUUUGCUAGACCGAGUUCCAGAAGAGGAGAAGGAUACCAACGUCCAGGUACUAAUGGUGCUGGGAGCAGGCCGAGGUCCCCUGGUGAAUGCUUCUCUGCGGGCAGCCAAGCAGGCUGACCGGCGGAUAAAGCUGUAUGCGGUGGAGAAGAACCCAAAUGCCGUGGUGACGCUAGAGAACUGGCAGUUUGAAGAAUGGGGAAGCCAGGUGACAGUAGUUUCUUCAGACAUGCGGGAAUGGGUGGCUCCAGAGAAAGCAGACAUCAUUGUCAGUGAGCUCCUGGGCUCCUUCGCUGACAAUGAACUGUCACCUGAGUGCCUGGAUGGAGCCCAGCACUUCCUAAAAGAUGAUGGUGUGAGCAUCCCUGGGGAGUACACCUCCUUCCUGGCUCCCAUCUCCUCCUCCAAGCUGUACAAUGAGGUCCGAGCCUGUCGGGAAAAGGACCGAGACCCUGAGGCCCAGUUUGAGAUGCCUUAUGUGGUACGGCUGCACAACUUCCACCAGCUGUCUGCACCCCAGCCCUGUUUCACCUUCAGCCACCCCAACAGAGAUCCUAUGGUUGACAACAACCGCUACUGCACGUUGGAGUUUCCGGUGGAGGUGAACACAGUGCUGCAUGGCUUUGCAGGCUACUUUGAGACUGUGCUGUAUCAGGACAUAACUCUGAGUAUCCGUCCAGAGACUCACUCUCCUGGGAUGUUCUCAUGGUUUCCCAUCCUCUUCCCUAUUAAGCAGCCCAUUACGGUGCGUGAAGGCCAGACCAUCUGUGUGCGUUUCUGGCGAUGCAGCAAUUCCAAAAAGGUGUGGUAUGAGUGGGCCGUGACAGCACCAGUCUGCUCUGCUAUUCACAACCCCACAGGCCGCUCGUACACCAUUGGUCUCUAAGCCUGUGUGGUCUCAAGAGCCUUGGAAGGAACUUCAGGCUGUGUUCCUGUAGCAGAAGAUGCAGCACGUCUGUGGGCUGUGAUUCCCCUCACCUGUCAGAGAAGAGCAUUUCAGUCUGCUUUCCUACCUUACAUCAGAGUAGGCAAGGGAUAAGAAGUAAUUGCAGGGCUCAUGCCAUCACGUCUGUGGAGACCUCAGGUCAGGGCAUGAGGAAUUAGUGUUGGAUCUGAAGCUACACCCACAGGCACCCAUCCUCAAGAGCUUCCUGGAAAAGCCCUGAGAACAUGUGGAUUGAAUACAUUUUCAGCCCUUUCUUGUUCUUGUUUUGAUGGUUUUGUGUAAGAGGAAGUACAAAUAAAGUAAAAUUAUGGCGCUUUCCUGCUCUA